Messenger RNA from Helianthus annuus (common sunflower), 582 nucleotides. RefSeq lists its product as uncharacterized. Lineage: Eukaryota; Viridiplantae; Streptophyta; Magnoliopsida; Asterales; Asteraceae. The record is from RefSeq and is a predicted model, not a curated record. Gene Ontology annotation, molecular function: nucleic acid binding; RNA-DNA hybrid ribonuclease activity. The transcript has a single exon. Bases 1 to 582 code for a protein of 193 amino acids.
AUGCAAAGCAAUUCAAAACCAUGUUCUCGUUUCGACGAUAGAGUCUGGACGCUGCACACAGACGGGGCCUCUAAUGACGAUGGAGCGGGAGCGGGUCUCCGAUUGGUUAGCCCAGACGAUCACGAGCUUACAUACGCGAUACACUUGGACUUCAAUAGCACAAACAACGAGGCGGAAUAUGAAGUUUUUCUAGCAGGCCUUCGUUUAGCGCUUAAAAUGGGAGCAAAAAAUCUUGAAGCUCACGUCGAUUCAAAGUUAGUGGCUGAGCAAGUCAAUGGACACUAUGAUGCAAAGGGCGAAGCUAUAGCAUUAUACCUAGAACAAGCGCGAAUGCUUAUCAGCCAAUUCCAAACGUUCAAGAUAAAUCACAAAAACAGAAGUGAAAAUAAGCAUGCGGAUGCACUGAGCAAAUUGGCUGCCACCAGUUUCAGACAUCUAGCAAAAGAAGUGCGCAUCGAGGUAUUGUCCAAUCCUUCCGUUCCUCUUAAACAAGUAAACAUCGUAGAGGUCGGCAGCCCAUCCUGGAUGUCCCCGAUCAUCAUGUACUUACAGCAUGGAAAACUCCCAGAAGGAAAAGUGUAA